Messenger RNA from Leptopilina heterotoma, 4315 nucleotides. RefSeq lists its product as uncharacterized. Gene Ontology annotation, molecular function: protein binding; lipase activity. The record is from RefSeq and is a predicted model, not a curated record. The transcript is spliced from 4 exons. NCBI's taxonomy places the organism in Eukaryota, Metazoa, Arthropoda, Insecta, Hymenoptera, Figitidae. Gene Ontology annotation, biological process: lipid metabolic process. Bases 1 to 3372 code for a protein of 1123 amino acids.
AUGCACAACUUCAUUAGUUUCCAACACGCCUGCAAGGACUUUCGGUGCACCACUAAGGAAUUUUGCAUCGACACUGAUCUCGUUUGUGAUGGUAUUCGACAUUGCGAGGAUGGUUCCGACGAGGCAGCUUCCACUCUCUGUGCCAAUCCGGAGGCGUCAAUAAUUCUCGGCAUGGAGACAACGUUGUUUGCAGUGGCAAUGGUUUUUGUGAUUUUAAGUAUGGUGGGAAUCGUCGCCGCCGGUGUGUUGUGCUUUUGCAGACAGCGAGCGUCAACACCGGGCCACAUACACAAUAAUGCACACAAUGCACAGAAUCAUCCGCCCGUCAUCUUUCCACAAAAAACCAUUCUCUCAUUCUUGACAGUGAAAGAAGAGACGGAAGAGGAACGGUUGUCUAGGGGCGGAAACAAAAAGAAGAAAAAGGAGGAGGAAGAGGAGAAGGGGAAGGAAUGGAAUAUUUUUAGGAAGAAAAGAAAAGUGGUAGAUGUCUAUCGACUGGGGAACGAUCAGGAACGUUGUGCUAGUAGUGAAUGUGCUUUGGACAUUGUGAGUGCGGAUAGUUGUCAAUAUCGAGUGAGGACUGUUAAUUGUGAUCCGGUUGGAGAAUCUCGAGGAAAUAGUGAAAUAGGAAAAUUUAGAUUAGCUUUAGGUUGCGAAAGAUUAGAAGAUCCGUUAGCAUCAAGUUGUGAAGCAGUAGGACCCCAAUCAGCAUCAAGUUGUGAAGCGUUAGUACCCCAAUCAGCAUUAAGUUGUGAAGCAUUAAAACUUCCAUUAGCAACAAUUUAUGAAGCACUAGAACUUUCAUCAGCAUCAAGUUGUGAAGCAUUAGAACCCCUGUCAGCAUUAAUUUCUGAAGCAUUAGAACCCCAAUCAGCAUUAAUUUGUAAAGCACUAAAACCUCCAUUAGGAUCCAUUUGUCAACCACGAAAAAGUCGAGAAUUAGAAGCAUUAUGUACAACAGUUUGUGGACCAAAAGAAAGUGAAUUACCAGAAGCAUCAUCUGGAUUAAAACAUCAAGUAUUAGAAGCAUCAUGUGCAUCAAGUUGUGAACCACUAGAAGCAUCAUCAUCAUCAUCAAGUUUUUAUUCGGAAGGAAGUCGACUACUAGAAGCUUCAGUUAAAGCACCAGAAAGUCAAGCAUUAGAAGCAUCAUCUGUACCUUGUUGUGAGCCAAAAAAAACUGAAUCACUAGAAGCAUCAUUUGCACUAGAAAGUCAAGUAUUUAAAGCAUCAUCUGCAUCAAGUUUUAAACCAAAAAAAACUGAACCAUUAGAAGCAUCAUCUGUAUUAAAAAGUCAAGCAUUAGGAACAUCAUCUGCAGUAAGUUAUGGACCAGAAGAAAAUGAACCACUAAAAGCAUCAUCUGCACUAAAACAUGAAGCAUUAGAAGCAUCAAGUGCAUCAAGUUGUGAAUCAAAAGAAAGUGAACUAUCAGAAGCAUCAUCUGCAAUAGGAAGUCAGGUAUUUGAAGCAUCAUCUGUAACUUGUUGUGACCGAAAAGGAACUGAACGACUAGACGCAUUAUCUGUAUCUUGUGACCCAAAAGAAACUGAACCACUAGAAGCAUCAUCUGUACCUUGUUCUGACCCAAAAGAAACUGAACCACUAGAAGCAUCAUCUGCACUAGAAAGUCAAGCAUUAGAAGCAUCAUCUGUACUAAGUUAUGGACCAAAAGUUACAACUGUAAUAACUGUACUUGUCCAUACUUAUAAACCAGAAGGAAGUACACAACCAAAUACUACACACGAAACAUGUUAUCAACCACAAAGAAUUACUGAAGUUUUAGAAAUUCACCAAUCAGAAGAAGACGAAAUUCAAGAAGCUCCACUAGAACCAUCAGCAGCAGGAACAAUAUCAACAGUAACAUCACCAGCAGCAGCUAAAACAACACCAGUUUCAGCAGUAGCAGCUACAACAACACAAGUACCAACAUUAGCAGCUAAAACAGCACCAGUAUCAACAUUAGCAGCUAUAUCAACAGCUGUAUCAUCAUUAGCAGCUAUAACAAUACCUGUAUCAUCAGUCUCAACUAUAACAACAUCAGUCUCAACUAUAACAACAUCAGCAUCAACUAUAACAACAUCAGCAUCAACUAUAACAUCAGCAUCAACUAUAACUACACUAGUAUCAACAACAGCAACUAAAACAACAUUAGUAUCAACUAUAGCAACACCAGUAACAACAACAGCAACUAAAACACCACCACUAUCAACAAUAUCAUCAUCAAUAUCCAUAAACCAACUUCAUCAAACACCAGACAAAUCAUCAAAAAUGUCCUGGCACGAGCACCCAUCAUCAAAAAAGUGCAUGCUCCUCACCAUAUCCUUCUUCCUGAUGACAACAACCUUUCUCCACGAUGUUCUAGCCCAAAUACCAGAUCUACAAAACCUGAUCGAAAAGAACGAAUCAACAGGUCGUGACUUCUUCCUCGGACCAUGUCUGGUGAAAACAAACUCAACUUGUCCAGAUCCAGAAAUACAGUUCUUCCUCUACAGCAAAUCGAAUCCCCUUGACCCACAACAAAUCUUCGUCAACUCAACAUCAUCGAACAUACCAUCAACCUUCUUCGAUCCCAAAUAUCCGACUAAAAUCAUAAUCCACGGUUAUAAUUCCGAUAUGCAAUUGAGUGCCCUAGUGGACAUUAGAAACGAGUACCUGAAACGUCCGGAGAACUACAAUAUAAUCGCCGUCGAUUGGGAACGACUGUCAAACGGACCCUGCUAUCCAGUCGCGGUACACAACGUCCCCCACGUUGGCAAUUGUUUGGCCCAACUGAUAAACCGUCUCCGCGACAUUGAGGCCAACAACAUCCACGUGAUUGGCUUCAGUCUAGGUGCCCAUGUGCCGGCAUUUUCCGCAAACUAUCUAAAACCUUACCAAUUAUCCCGAAUCACAGGUUUGGAUCCGGCGAUGCCACUUUUCGUGACCGUGGGCAACGAUGAGAAACUGGACAAAAGCGAUGCUGAGUUCGUCGAUGUUUUUCAUACAAAUGCCUUCGUGCAAGGCAAAAUGGAAGCUGUGGGACACAUUGAUUUCUACAUGAACGGAGGCAUUAAUCAACCCGGUUGUUGGGAGAAGAGAAAUCCGUUUGGCUGCAAUCAUCAUCGAGCAGCGCUCUACUUCGCCGAGUCGGUGAAUACAAAUGUGGGCUUUUGGGGUUGGCCAUGUCCUGGAUUUUUGUCCUAUUUGCUGGGUUUGUGUCCACCGAGAUUCCCGGCCGUCCUCGCUGGCGAUAGAGUGAACAGGACCUAUCGUGGGUUUCAUCUUGUUCGGACGAAAGCGGCGAGUCCGUUUGCUGAGAAAAUUUUUGAUUUCAUUGGUGUUAAGAGUAAGAAGAAAAAAGUGAUUAGCCAAAACGAACCGACCAAGUGAUUUCGAAGGUUUCUUCGUGGACCAGUAAAAAAGUGAGUUGGGGGUUCAAACAAAGAAAAACUUAAUUUGAAUCUUUUUGGAACCUAUAACAUUAAAUAAAGUGUGCAAUGUGUUUUCGAGUGUUUUCAAUGCUUUAAGUGGUUUUUUGGCAUUCAGACAUUAGGGUUAACUGGGGGGUUAACCUUUAGAGGGACAGGGUUGCCACUAUAGUGGCCGAAUCUUUUUAUCGAAUCGACUUCUUAUUUGUAAAUUUUUCUUAAUAAAAAACUACUAAAAUCUGUGUAAAUUUACCGGCCCUCUAAAAGUUAACGAAGGUCUAAACAUCAAUAAUGCUUAAGCACAAUUAACCCCGUACCUCGAGGUUAAAAAUUAACAUUUUUCAAUUUAUUAAAUUAAAUUCUUUUAGGGUGAACAUUAAAAACAGUCAAAAUUAAGUUCACCAUGAAAUUUUCCAGGGUUAAGUUAUGUUAAUACAUAAGUUACGCCCUAAAUAAAUUUAACCCCUUACCUCUAUGUUAAUUUUUACCUUACCUAUGUUAAUUUUUUAACCACGAGGUACGGGGUUAAAUUUAUUUUAACCCCUUACCUCGUGGGUUAGAAGUGUUAAUUUUUAACCCCGGGGUACGGGGUUAAAUUUAUUAUAACUCCUUAUCUUGGGGUUAGAAGUGUUAAUUUUUAACCCCGAGGUACGGGGUUAAAUUUAUUUUAACCCAUUACCUUAGGGGUUAGAAGUGUUAAUUUUUAACCCCGAGGUACGGGGUUAAAUUUAUUUUAACCCCUUACCUUGGGGGUUAGAAGUGUUAAUUUUUAACCCCGAGGUACGGGGUUAAAUUUAUUUUGGAGCGAACUACAAACAAUGGAUAAUAUUUCGUCAAAUAGCGAAUAAUUUUGUACAUGUUUUGCAUAUCUUAAUUUUAAUAAAUUUAAUAUAUUCUAUUAUUAA